AAACUCAUGGAUUUCCAAACCCUUAACAGAAGAGAGCUUCAAGCUCUCUGCAAGCUCAAUAAGAUUCCUGCAAACAUGACGAACAUUGCCAUGGCCGAUGCUCUCAAAUCUCUUGAAACUGUUGAAGGUAUUGAAGAGAUCUUGAAACCUUCACGGUCUGAAAGUGCUGGAUCAUCAAUUGAAUCGCCUGAAAAGAUUGACAUCACGUCACCUAGAGUUCCUCGCACAAGCUGUAGAACUUCUGCUCGGCAAAAGGUGAAGAAAACAGAAGCAGAGUCUGUGCCAGCAACAGCAAGCAGGACAACUGGUCGUGGAGUAAGGAGGCAAUUGGCUGGAGAGGUUAAUGAACUGAAAACUCCGAUGGUUUCCAGCAUCAGAAAGAAGGCUCCGACUACUUCUUGCCGGAAUGUGGGGAGUCAACUGAAUGAGUGUGAAGAAGUUGCAAAAAACGAAUGUUUGGUGGAACAUGAGACGAAGUGCAUACCAAAUACACCUGCAGCAGUUGCAACAUAUAGCCGGAGGAGGGGGACUACAGCAUUAAAUCAAGACACUGUUAAAAAGGAAACUACUGUGCAGAGAGUGUACAGCACAAGAAGAUCAACAAGGUUAACUGCAAAGAAAUCUGCAGAGCCAGGUGUGAUAGAGAGGGAAAGAAGUGAACCUGUGAAGAUUGAUAAGUUUUUGGAUGAAGCGAGUGAAGCAUCCGAAGAGGAUUUGGGUCACCCUGAUCAAGAGAAAAGUGUGGUCUCAGGUUCUGAUUCUAUGGAAAUACUCUCUGAGUCAAACAUAUCAUCUGAGAACACAGAAGAUAAAGUUGGGGAAGGAAGUGUUGAAAAUGGUGAUGCUGGUGUUUCAAAGGCAAAAGUGGAAGAUAUCUGCAAUGCGUUUGAGAAACUUGAUGUUCUUGUUGUUGAUGAAAGUGAUCAAAAUUUGGAGAUUAAGGAGGCCCUGCACGUGGAUGCUUCACUUGAAAGUGGAGAGAAGAAGGUAGACUGUUAUGGGGAGAUAGACAAUAAAAUAGAGGUGCAAUCAGUUGAAAUCUUUGAGCAAGGUGUGAACCUGGAUUCAGAAGAGACACAAAAUGAUGGAGGGAAGCUUGUCCUGAAUGAAGUUGAUAACUCUGAAAAAAAAGAUGGUCAAGCAGACAAUCUAAAACCAGAUGCUGUUUUGGUUCCAGAAGAACACUCUGACAGCUUCCUCUAUGAUAAAGCAAUCCUUUUAUCAGAAGCUAACAAUGUUGAUGAAAAUGCCAUUUCCUUGGACAUUGAGAAUCUAAAUGGUUCUUCGAGAAUGAAACUUGAAGAUACAUCUUCUGGUGUUUCAGAGAUGGAUAAUGAAAUCCUGGAGAGCAAUGAUGAUGUGGUCCUCGUUGAUUUUGUCGAGCAAGAGCCAAACAAAGCUCCUGCUGAAGAGUCUGUAAUUGAGAAAUAUGUUACUGAUGUAAUGCCCACCAGCACCAUAGACCGAGACUCUGAACAGGUCAAUCAAGAAGCCGAACAGACAAUGGAUUAUGCUGAGGAAAUAAUACUGGAGUCAGUAGGUGAUGAUUCUUUAAUUAAAGAAGAAAAUCAAGUUCCAAUGAAAGCAACUGAUGCGAUUGAUCACCCAACAUCUAUAAGGAAAAUGACUUCAAACAACAAUGAGAACAUCGGAUCAGUCGUUGUUGCAGUUGAAGAGAAUAAAAACAUUAACGACCAAGCUGUGGACGAGAAGCCUAAGAGUUUAAAUGACACAAGUAUAAGGCAGCUAAAGAAGCAGCUGAAAGCCUUGUCGAUAAAAAACAACACGAAUAGCGACAAAGAUGAUAAGGUGGGUGAAGUAAGACCUGCUUUGCAAGCUGUGUGCGAAAACCAAUUGGUGACUGAAGAAAUGGAGGAUGGAGAGAAUGUAGGCAAAGUUUAAACUCCUCUCCUUUGUUGAAUUUGAAAUGAAAAGUUGGCAAAGAUAAUGGAAUCGAAUAUUAAUGUUUUUUUUUUUCAUACCAUAAAU
Messenger RNA from Cynara cardunculus var. scolymus (artichoke), 1989 nucleotides. RefSeq lists its product as uncharacterized. Lineage: Eukaryota; Viridiplantae; Streptophyta; Magnoliopsida; Asterales; Asteraceae. The record is from RefSeq and is a predicted model, not a curated record. The transcript has 6 exons. Bases 7 to 1902 code for a protein of 631 amino acids.